Penicillium diatomitis is the source of this 162-nucleotide messenger RNA. RefSeq lists its product as uncharacterized. The coding region runs from base 1 to 162 and encodes 53 amino acids. Gene Ontology annotation, cellular component: mitochondrial inner membrane. The transcript is spliced from 2 exons. NCBI's taxonomy places the organism in Eukaryota, Fungi, Ascomycota, Eurotiomycetes, Eurotiales, Aspergillaceae. The record is from RefSeq and is a predicted model, not a curated record.
AUGGCAGGCAAAGGAAGCCACCCCAUUCACAUCCACCCGGUCCGGCCACUCUACCGCUUCACGGCCACGGCUCUGGGCGCAAGCAUGUGGUUCUUCCUCAUGUACCGGGCGAAGAAGGACGGUCCCGCUUUGCUGGGCUGGAAGCACCCAUGGGACCAUUAG